Molecule: messenger RNA, 1311 nt
Organism: Fusarium keratoplasticum
Lineage: Eukaryota; Fungi; Ascomycota; Sordariomycetes; Hypocreales; Nectriaceae
Exons: 4
Coding region: 1-1311 (436 amino acids)
Source: RefSeq, a predicted model, not a curated record
AUGAAGUCUACUUCCGCUCUUUUGGCCCUCGCGGCGUCGACAAGUGCCUCGCCGCUUGUCUCCAAGCGAGACGAUGUCUUGGGUAGCAAAGAGACGCUCUGCAAGGGCUGGGAUCUGAGAACCCCAGAAGGUGCCGAUGACCUCUGGGAAAAGACGGCCGCGGGUGUAUCUCUCGAGCUCUUCAUCAAGUCCCACUGGGAGCACGAAAACUCAUGGGUCAAGAACAUGGAAGACCAAGUCCAGGGCGGCACGUCAGGAAAAUCUGGAGCCGCCGGCUGCUCGGCCCUUGGCAAAGACUGCAACCCCAUGGGCGGCCCGAAACUCUUUUCCUGGAUCUUCCAGGCCGUCAAGGGCAUGCACGAAAAGUUCCGCGAGCUGAACCGCCAGUUCACUCAGGAGACUCUCAUCAACGGCUUGAGGAUUCCUCAGAUGGUUCAGAACUUUGACGGGUCUGAGGAUAACCCGAGUCAGGUCCGGGGUUGGAUUGCCGCUGCUGCCACCAUUGGAAACGCAGUUGGAGGCCUUGUACCUGGUGCUGGCUCUGGUAUCUCUGCUGGCUUCGGUAUCUUGGCUGGCAUCUUCUCCGCCCUCUCCCUAAACGGGGACGAGGUUGACCAAGGCACCAUCUCAAGCGCCCUCGCCAACACCUUUGAGGCAGCCACAACAUCCCUCGAAGAUACCCUCCGCAUUGCCACGGGCGGCGGCCGCAGCGAAGAAGAGUACAACUCCCUUCCAGCCCCCAAGUGGGACACAUACGAGACCAAGAUUGCCAAGUUCUUCAACGGCGGCUGGUUCCUAGUCGAUGACGACGAAGAAGCAGGCCGCGUAACCAUCGAGUCCAUCACAAACAAUAUUCAGAAAAAGGUUGCCAACGACGUCAUGAAGGCAGCCAAGUACCACCUCGUUGCUGACAAGCGUGACAAUGUGCGUACCCGUGAGGACUGCGGCUUUGCUCCUGGUCGACAGUGGCUCGAGCUCAAGGACGGAGAAGAGUACUUCUUCUACAUUAUGAAGAACAACCCGAACCGGAACCGCGAGAACGAGUGGGUUGAGGCCGCCGCCGAUAUCUACGAUAAGAUGGCCUCGUACGGGCUUGGUGACCGAGAGCCGUUCUACCGCGCCAUCAUUGACUGUGGGCUUCACGGAGGAGACAACAAGGAGAUUGAUCUGAGCAACUUAGCCUGGGGUCAGGUGCCGACGUGCUACUUUAACCUUCCGGCUGUGUUUAUCGAGAAGGAUAAUGAGGUUGGCUGCGCAAGUCCCUUUGACAACGCCAAGUACGACUACCUCAAGCUGACGCCUAUUUCAUAA